Dreissena polymorpha is the source of this 996-nucleotide messenger RNA. Its product is annotated as cytochrome b5 domain-containing protein 1-like. The transcript has 5 exons. Lineage: Eukaryota; Metazoa; Mollusca; Bivalvia; Myida; Dreissenidae. The record is from RefSeq and is a predicted model, not a curated record. Bases 153 to 800 code for a protein of 215 amino acids.
CGGGAAAAGUCAUUCUGAAUUUGAAAACACUUGAGCACAUGGUUUGUUACUAAAAAUAGAAAUAACGUCAUAUGACCGUGAAAUCUCGGGAGAUUCGCAUUUCAAGAAAGUCUGUCACAUCGCUGUUUUUCUCGAUAUGUUUUAGAUAGAAAAUGACAAGACCAAAAUAUUUCACGCCCACUGAAGUUGCGGUUCAUAACACAGUGGACGAUUUGUGGGUUUCUUUUCUUGGAAAGGUGUAUAAUUUAACACCAUUAUGUGAAAAGUAUCAAGGAGAUGUUCUCUUGAAACCUAUUGUACAGGCAGCUGGUAAAGAUAUAUCUCACUGGUUUGACCCAAAGAUUAAAGAUAUCCGCACGCAUGUCGACCCUCUGACAGGCUGUGUGAUUCCAUACUGUCCAAACGGACGCUUUGUUCACAUUCCUCCUCCUUUUCCCAACUCUGACUGGGCCAAUGAUUUUGGUCGACCUUGGUGGAAGGAUGACAGUUACCUGGUUGGAAUUUUGUCAAAGAAGACCAGAUUCAUAAAAAUAAUCAACACACUGACAUCGCAGGAGCAAGUCAUAGAGGUUUGUUCUGAAGAGAUAAUGACAGAGAUCCUGGAUAGAUAUCUCAAGUUCAAUGCACACGCUGCCAGCUACACAUGGAAAUAUGAUGGCCGCAACCUUGAUAUGCAGAAGACCCUGCAAGAAAAUAACAUACAGGAUGAUGAUGAGGACUUCUACAAGUUGAGCAUGAAUGACGAUACCUUCUUGCAAUCUGUGCAGCUGUAUUUCAAUGACGACCUAACAGAAUCAUAAAACUGUGUUUGGCUCAGAGUGGUAUUGUAAAAUUGGCUUGUUUCACCUUAAAUGGAAAAAAUCGGUUUUAUCUUCAAAGCAAAUUGACGAUAUGUGAUCUUUGUUUAUGGUAGUUGUUUAAAACUAUAACAUAUUAUAUUGUAUCUUGAAAUAAUGUUAUUUGUUUGAAAAAAUAAAAUUGUUUUUAACCACUUAA